CGAGUCAUUCUGGCACGCGUUUCUCAGUGUGCGUAUCCAAGUAAUUAUUUCUAAACGCUGCGGCGUAUUUUAAAAAAAAGCACGUUAAUACUAACUCCAAAAGUGUUUUCACCAUCUCCUCUUCAGUGCACUACAAAACAAGUUCCCUAAGGUAUAUUGUGAUAAACCUAGAAAUGAAAACUUACGUUGUUAAAACAAAAUUAUUGUAACAAUUCACGUUACCAUGAAGUCCACGAUUAAUUCUCUAGGUUGUCUGAUUCAUGCCUAACCCCAGGGUGUCGGGUGCAUGGUAACGAUGUCUACCGAUGAAGGCAGUCUGAAUCUUUACGAUGACGAAUAUUUCAUGGACAGCCUGCAAUCAGCCACAGGCUGGACCAAUAACCCGCCUCUAAUCACUAAGUCGCAAGUGCCUAGUCUAUCCACCAUUAUGGAACUCGAAGACAAAGAUGUGUUGAGGGAGACUGAGCCCAUCAAUACUGAAGUGUGGGAAACUAACGAUCAUGAGCCAGAGCUUGUCCUCGAUAUUGAACUUGAAGAGGGAUGGGAGAAAGGACCACGUCCCACUGCAGCCGAGUUGGCAAGCGACUUCGAAGGAGGAGCUGGGGAUGGCUUGGACGAAAACACACCGAGCUAUCAAUCACCGGGUUUUUCUCUUCGGCGGAGCUGGGGACUAGCGUCACCAUGGCAUGAAAGCCGCUCAUUCGGCCGGUCUCCGCGUGCAUCCAUCAUGUUGGUGUCUCAGUCAGUCGGUCCUGGUAAACUUAUUGUCAAGAGAAACGAGAAAGAGACGUUAAGGAGUGAGGAUCAGCUUGCCGUAACCUCCCCGGAAUUCAUGAUGUACACUCCGGCGGCUACCACUCCUACGAAGCGGUCAGUCCUCCUUCAGACCUCGGCCAAUUCAAUCCUUGCUGCUAGGGGUAGGAAGCUAUUUGCUCGAGCUAGGGAAAUCAAUUCUGAACAAGCUGAAGACUCGGAGAGAAUUGCCAGUGACGCUAGUAUUACGAUGAUCCCUCGGCCAGAGAGUUUCUUCCUCCCAACUUGGCGGGAGAGAAGAGUAGUGUCCUGCCGUGCAAGAAACAUCAAUCACAGCAGCUCCCGGUCCAAGGUUUUUCCUUGGCAAUCUUUUUCCAUUCUCGACGAGACUCUCUGCUUUGAUGACGAGGACGACGUCAUCAAAUACCCUAGGGACAUCAAUUUCAGGAAGGCCAGGUCUCAUCCUUCCUUGACCUUUGCUGGGCACCAGUCUGCUGUUACAACUCGCAACGUGUCAUCGUCAACCUGCCUAGGUCAUGACAGAAACGGUCUUGCGGACCACGCUAAGUGCUUCAGAACUGAACUGACACCUACUCAUUUUGAGGAUGACACAAAAACAACCGACGCACAUUCAACAGAAACUUCUUGCCUUGGAGCCACCAAGCUGCCUCCCCAUCAAGAACUCAGCAACAUGUCUAAAACCGAUGUUGAUGAACUUUCUAAUAAUGUUCCAGACAGUCAGAGCAGUUCAAAUGCAAAGACAGAGACCGCAUCCCGUGGAAACAUUUCUCAAGCAGAGUUAACCACUUCAAAACCGCUACCCCUGGAGACAAUCAGACAGCCCACAGCUCCCACGAAAACGACCAGAAAGCCUCGACUCUCCCAUGUUCCUGGGUCAAAGCGGACUUCAGCACAUUUCAACAACUCCUCAGAAUCAGCAGCAUCCAAAUCCCCAGUCAAUGAUACUAAGGACGUUGCUGAUCAACAGCAAGUUGACCAAACUCGCAUUCUUAUAACGGGACCAUUCCACAUCCCCCAUCCCCCUCCUUUACCACGCCCACCACGUUCAAUGCCAGUUGUACCAUGCUCGAAGAAUCCCAAACGCUGCCCAGACCAUUCUAUGCGACAAAGCUCUGAGCACAAGGGUGUCGAAAGCAGUGAAGAAUGGCAGAUCGCUCGGACGUCGUUCGUCACACUCGUAGACCAACCAUCCAAAGAAAUCAAAAAGCAGCAUUCCAUCCGUCAAGCCAGCAUCCCCUUAUCAUCAAACGAGGCAAGGCGAGAGCUCGUGGUCAGUGCAAUCCAUCCAAUCCCAUAUCAGCCGGCGGCUCGCAGCAACAACCAACGAGUCGUGCCUCCAAUCAGCACGGUUGCCUCGGCGAGUAUUCCGAGACUCCAGUCAGGUACAAAGCGGGGAGUAUUACCGAGCAACGUCUGCAACUGGGAACUGCCUUGUUCAGGAAAGCCAGAUGCAGAGUUGGAUAACCCUCCGGGGAAGUCUGCAAUAUCGAGGCCCAAGGAACAAUCCGAAAAGAGAAACAUUCUGGGACAAAAACGAGAUUCUAAAUCAAAUGCUGGAGCAAGGUUUAUUAAAACAUCUUUAGGGCUUUCCGGACCAAUACAGCAGAGAUAUAGCUUUGGAGGAACAAUAUCAUGUCAGUAUGGUUCAUCCCUUGGACAUACCUCAAGGGGUUCGGUGCUCCAAGAUAACGCAUGUCGUCAUCAAGUAGUGUUGACUCCGCCAUCGUUUAGGUCAGUGUUUUCAGAGAGGCCGGUGGCUACCGGACAAUCGGUGCCGUUUGAUUUCCAAGCAAGUCUUCGUAAGCCAACGGUAGGACCAAUGCAACUAGCGCGACAUGUUCCCAGACGUCUCAAUAUUCACCUGGUCCCGGCAGUUGAACUAGGAGCCUGCUGGAAAGCAAACCUGGCCGACCCGCCGCUUGAAACGCGGUGCGUUCCCAAUUCCUUUUCUUCCGUCAGCAACCAAGGCCCAAUUUCGUUAAAACCUCGCGCCCAAGUGUCCAAACAGGUGCAAAGUCACGUAAAACCACUCGGAAAGUCAUUUCAAGUACAGAGAAAUACCGAUACAACAUGCACAAAGGAUGCCGCUCGUUUAUACAGAAAAACGGCAGGAAAACUCUCAUUCCACUCAGCCGUCUGGGAAACUCAGGGCGUGUCACGUCGCCAACAGUCAAAGAAGACAUCGUUGACAUCACUCCGUGAACACAGAAGAAAUUAGAAAAUGGAUACGCAACAAGUUUUUGACCAAUGAAGAAAUUCUGGCAGUGGAAUUAUUUAAAGACACUGUGAACGCAGUUUUCAUAAAAUCAAACAAAAGAGAAAACAGAGUAUUUUCAUUUUUUUUCUCCUUGAGAAAAUGACAUAAAACACAAAAGUAAUAUUUUUUUCAGUCCCUAACCACUUUCAGUAUUUUCAAUUAUUCGGUAACUAAUGUUCUAAACCAAAUCUAGAUUGAACACGUGGAAACUUGUUUAGGUGUAAUAAUUAAGGAGAUUAAUCAGAAUCGUGGCUGUAGGCCAGGGAGUAUAAGUAUAAUGGAUGCACAAUUCGAAAUUAUACGAAUCACAUCAUCGCAAGCAAAGGAAAUGCGCCGAACAAUGCACAGAAACCCCAAAUCCUGAAUUUAAUUUGUGACAUUGUAGAGAAUUGUGCUCGAGCUCGUAAUCAAGCGGCUAACUAUUUCUAUUUUCGGGGGGAGGGGGUUACAAUGUACUGCACUUUAGAGAUUUCUAAGUUUGUAAAACGCUUGCGUACAAUGGCAAUCCUCGAGUUAAACACUCACCGGUUCUUCUCAGAACCACACCUCUUCCCAAAAGAGAGUAUUACACGGUGUACCCGCAAACCUACAUCCAAUCCUCGCGUAUUUUCAAAAACUGUGUCUUGUUGUGAACUUCCAAAAUAAAACAGUUUUCCAUCCUUGGAAUGGAAACAGUUUUCCUAAAAAAAAUCAUAGCAACCCCAAGACUAGAGCAAAGAUGGUUCAAAGUUUGACCGUAGUUCUUUCAAUAAACCAAUUUCGAUCUAUUUAAUGAAUGAGCUGCUCUUUAACUGUAGAGAGCAGUCUUCGUUACGUAAGGUGUAUUUUAACUGUGGCUGUACUCUCGUAACUAGGGUUAAUUUUCAGAGGGGACACACAACAGUUUUAUAUCCAGCGGGAGCAACUUGCCCCCACGACGGAUUUUUAAAAACCGAUUUUUAGUAAUUAUAUUUUAUUAUCAAAUUUUGCACGAAAACCCUAAGAAAAUAACACCACGAAAUAAAAGCAAGGAUGUUGGGACCGCGAGUAAGGCUUCUGAUUUCUGCCCAACAUCAUAGGGGUGUAAUCCACCAAAUGGUUGUAUCCGCGAGCG
Messenger RNA from Acanthaster planci (crown-of-thorns starfish), 4124 nucleotides. RefSeq lists its product as uncharacterized. NCBI's taxonomy places the organism in Eukaryota, Metazoa, Echinodermata, Asteroidea, Valvatida, Acanthasteridae. The record is from RefSeq and is a predicted model, not a curated record.